This is a messenger RNA of Knipowitschia caucasica, 447 nucleotides long. NCBI's taxonomy places the organism in Eukaryota, Metazoa, Chordata, Actinopteri, Gobiiformes, Gobiidae. The record is from the annotation of a GenBank genome assembly.
AUGAGGACUACAGACAUCAGGGACAACAUGGAGGACUACAGACAUCAGGGACAACAUGAGGACUACAGACAUCAGGGACAACAUGGAGGACUACAGACAUCAGGGACAACAUGGAGCACUACAGACAUCAGGGACAACAUGAGGACUACAGACAUCAGGGACAACAUGGAGGACUACAGACAUCAGGGACAACAUGGAACACUACAGACAUCAGGGACAACAUGGAGGACUACAGACAUCAGGGACAACAUGAGGACUACAGACAUCAGGGACAACAUGGAGCACUACAGACAUCAGGGACAACAUGAGGACUACAGACAUCAGGGACAACAUGGAGCACUACAGACAUCAGGGACAACAUGGAGGACUACAGACAUCAGGGACAACAUGGAGGACUACAGACAUCAGGGACAACAUGGAGGACUACAGACAUCAGGGACAACAUGA